AUGUCAUACAGACUGAAAGUGAUGACAUCAUCAUGAAACAGAAAGGGCGUCAAUUACGUGUAGGUGAAGCAGUUUCAACUUCCAGUGGCAGCCUACCAUGCAAGAAGGUGAUCCAUGUUGCUGGACCCAAAUGGCAAACUUUGGAAAGGACAAACGGUGGUGCCGUCACAACAGAAGAGCAUCAGCUGUUUGAUGCUGUUUUAAACUGCCUCCUGCUUGCAUCUGAACUAAAUUUUCAGUCCAUUGCAAUACCUGCAAUAAGCACAGGAGUGAACGGCUUUCCUGUUCAGCUUGCUGCAGAGCAAUUCUUGGAUGCAGUGGGUCAAUUUGUUUGGACAACACAAUAUUCUAGCAUCACAGAUAUAAACCUGACCAACCAUGAUCAGACAACUUGUGCUGUUUUCAAACAAGCUGUUGCGACCAGAUUUUCUAGCGCUCUGGAUGACCAAGCUGCAGACACUGAUUUUGAUUCUACCUUUGCUGCACCGGACAUUUUGGCCGGGAAAGUUAGCGCUGCUAUGUACAAAGUUGUUAAAAAAGACAAGAAAGAAACAAAGCUUGGAGGAACUGUCAUUCUACAGCUCAGUGCCAUGGAUAUGAAAUCCCUGGUGAAGGCUUCAGACAAACUAGAUACAUUUCAAGAUGAGGAGUUUCUUAUUGAGGAUUUUCCAGAUUUGAAUGGAAGGAUUGACAAAAUGACAUCGAAACACAAAUCUGAGAUUAUACAAAUUGAACGGAAAUGUGAUGUUUGUGUGACCGUGUGUCGCGAACGCCGAGGCAAAAUCAUCCGUGUGGAGGGAUGUAAAUUCAACGUCAAGGAUGCCUCACUGGACAUUUUAAAGAUGUUUACAAGAAUUCAAAAGGAGGAGACUGAGAAGCAACUAAAGAUCAAAGACCUCGCUAAAGAAGUCAAAUGGAAGUACAGCACUUCAUCAGGCAUGGCAGACUAUGAUGAAGGAUUAAAUGCCCUCAUAGAGGAUGCUUACCAGAAGAAAAAUCCAACUAUCACAUUUGAUAUGGAAGACGGAAGAGCAGUCAUUGACUUCCAACAGAUGCAGGGAAGAUGUAAACGAAGCGUUCUAAAUGUCCAUCGUGUCGACCUGAAAAGUGCUGCCAGAUUUGAGCCACCAAGUAACUGGACACUAAUGGAACAAAGGGAGUUUACCAAAAUGGUAAAGCUGAGUGCGGGAUCUACCGAGUACACAGCUGUAGAAACCAAGUUUCGGGCAUCUGUGGGUUCUGCUGUCACAAUUAUUAAGAUAGAGAGAAUUCAAAAUCGCGAUUUGAUGAUGACGUAUCAAGCCCGUAGAGCAGCACUAGUGUAUCGUCUGAAUAGAACUACAGUUGAAAAUGUUCUCUACCAUGGAACAGAUGAGCAAACCUCGAAACAAAUCAGAAGUCAUGGUUUCAACCGCAGUUUUUGUGGGAAGAAUGCGUCUGUUUACGGAAUUGGCACCUAUUUCGCUGUCUCAGCAAGCUACUCUGCACAAGCUCAAUAUGCUAAACCAGAUGCAAAUGGCACAAAGCAUGUAUUCGUGACAAAAGUUCUCGUUGGAGAUUUCGUCAGAGGCAGCCAAGGAAUGAUCACUCCACCUCCCAAACCACAGAGUCCUGGUGAAAUGUUUGACAGUGUUGUAGACAACAUGAAUUCUCCAGGCAUAUAUGUUAUAUUUCAUGAUGCACAGGCAUACCCAGAGUAUCUCAUCAAAUUCCAGUAACAAAGAACCCAGUUGCAUAACCUAAAUUCAGGCUUUUUCAUAAAUUUUCCCUCAUUUUAGAAAUUUUCCAGGUUAUGACUUCAUGAAAAAUGCGAUGAUGAAACAAAACAACAUGACUUUUAAAAUACCAAGUACUGUUUAUGCUUGGUUUUAAAGUUUGUAAACCUGUAAAUAAAGCAAUCAUGUGUGUAUGGGUAAAACAAAACAAAAUUCAUAUUCUUCACUCCCGAGAUGCAAAUUAAACAUCUAUUAUAAAGCAAUCAUGUUGUUUCAUUGAUGGAUGCUUCAUUAAUGAGCAGAUACUAAUCUUUGUAUAAUGACAAUCUCUGUAGUUUAAAGGCAGUGGACACUAUUGAUAAUUACUCAAACUAAUUAUCAUCAUAAAACCUGUCUUGAUUACGAGU
Messenger RNA from Asterias rubens (European starfish), 2122 nucleotides. RefSeq names its product protein mono-ADP-ribosyltransferase PARP14-like. Gene Ontology annotation, biological process: negative regulation of gene expression. The record is from RefSeq and is a predicted model, not a curated record. Gene Ontology annotation, cellular component: cytoplasm; nucleus. Lineage: Eukaryota; Metazoa; Echinodermata; Asteroidea; Forcipulatida; Asteriidae. Gene Ontology annotation, molecular function: NAD+ poly-ADP-ribosyltransferase activity; transcription corepressor activity. Bases 33 to 1718 code for a protein of 561 amino acids. The transcript is spliced from 8 exons.